AUGAAAGACCUCUUGAACGGGCGCAAGCUGUACCCGCACCAGCAGCGGGCCGUCGAUGAGCUGCUCGGCACCCAGUGUGCGGCAGGCGUCUACUUCCUCAAUGCACCCACGGGCUGUGGCAAGUCCAUCAUGUCUGUGGCUCUCUGCGCCAGCGCCGGCGGGAGCAUUAUUACAACCACCAAGGCGCUGCAGUGGCAGUACGAGGCCGACUUCCCCGAGGUCGCCCUGCUGAUGGGUCGCGGCAACUACCAGUGUGCUCUGGCCCACGAGCACGAGCCCCUCGAGUACCGCAUCGACGUCGGCGGCGUGACGAAACUAACUACUGUUCCCGUCGUCAACCCGUGCCCGCUGGACAUUCGUCCCGCGUGGACAGACAAGGAGGGCAAGGCCGUCUACCCGACCGGCCCCCACUAUGAUGAGUGCGCCUACCCGGAGGCGGUGCGCCGCUUCACGGCAGCCCGUGUCACCGUUUCGAACUUUGCUCUCCACUCCUUCCGCCCCAAGGAGGCGGACUGCAUCGUGGUCGACGAGGCCCACGAGCUCGAGGCUACCAUGAGAGAGUGGGGCUCGCUGCGCCGGGCGCUGGAUGAGAGGCCCAUCGGUGGAAUCUGUUUCCUCGCGAAGCGCCUGGCCAGCCGGUCCGCACCCUGCAAGGCCUUCUUGGAGGCGGCCCGCGACGUCCAGCCCCUUUCAGAGUGUAUGUCCGGCGUGGACACCGACGAGGCCUCCGAUGCCCCCCUCGCGUUCGGCUCGCCCAUGUACAACGGACUCAUGCGUUACCACGCGAGUGUCAAGGCGAUGAUGGGCAUGCUCGCCCACGUCCAGGGCGCGCUGCUCAAGGGCAACGAGGACCCGGUCGCGGCGCCGCUCGCGAGGCUCGAGGCUCUCGACAAGAAGCUGUGCUGGGUCCGGGACGUGCCGCGCAACUACCUGGCCUCUCUUAUGUCUCACUACAGCACGGGGGAGCGGGAGCUUCAUGUCACACUACGAAACCUCGCCCCGAUCUUUAAGAAGCUGUUUGGUGCCUACAGGCGCGUGUACCUGGUGUCGGCGACCAUCGUGAACCCGGGGACGCUGUGCGCGGUGCUGGGCAUCCGAUACUCGGACACACACUCUGUCCACAUGGAGUCGCAGUUCCCGGCGGCCAACCACGCGAUCCGUGAUAUCAGCAACAACGUCCAGGUCCUGGCCCGCACGCUGCACGACCAGGUCAGGGACUGGCAGGCCGGCCUGAUUGACACGAUCCUCGACAAACACGCUGGCCAGAGGGGACUGGUCAUGACGGCAUCCCACGAGCAUGCCGAGCUCAUAGUGCGUUACACGAAGCCGCGGUCGAGCCGCCGCAUGCUGCUCGUCAAGUCAAACCUAGUCCCCGUCCAGUGUGCGCUCGAGCUGGCAAGGGACGUCCCGGACAUGGUGUACGUAUCGAGCUCAAUGCACACGGGCGUGGACCUGCCCGGCGACUUGUCGGAGUUCCAGAUCAUUGCCAAGAUCCCGAGACUGUCGCCACACGACCCGAUCGUCAAGUACAACCGGGGCAAGUUCGCGGAGUGGUACGACGACCAGGCGGCCAUGGGGGUGAUUCAGAGGCUGGGGCGCAGUGUGAGACAAAAGACGGAUAUUGUACAUUCCUAUUUCCUGGACCGGCUGACCGGCCCCAUAUUCCGCCGACUCCCCGAAACGAUGGUUGUGCGGUUUGGCGCGAUCGACGAUAUGAAAUAA
This is a messenger RNA of Sphaeroforma arctica JP610, 1722 nucleotides long. RefSeq lists its product as hypothetical. The transcript has a single exon. Lineage: Eukaryota; Ichthyosporea; Ichthyophonida. The coding region runs from base 1 to 1722 and encodes 573 amino acids. The record is from RefSeq and is a predicted model, not a curated record. Gene Ontology annotation, molecular function: nucleic acid binding; helicase activity; hydrolase activity, acting on acid anhydrides, in phosphorus-containing anhydrides. Gene Ontology annotation, biological process: nucleobase-containing compound metabolic process.